AUGAAAGUAAAGGAAGAUGAUGAAAGUUAUGACAAAGAUUCUCGCAAAGAGAAAGAAAUGAGUUUAUUCAUCAAGCAUUACAAUCAAUAUAUACAGAAACACUGGCUCAAACACUUUGACAAAAAUUUAAUUAACUUUAGGAAAUAUCAUCCAUAUACGAAAGAAGAAAAGAAAAAGGAAGAAAAUGUUACUUGUUUUGAAUGUGGAAAAUUUGGUCAUUACCAUACAACAUGUCUGAGCCUUAGCAAGCGCAACAAAAAGAAUGGUAAAAACUCGUACAAAACGAAGACUAAUAAUACCAAAGGUCGUAGAGCUUAUAUCGCUUGGGAAGAUGAAGAUGAAAGUUCUUCCUCUUCUAGUUCGAGUUCAUAUGACAAUGAAUCUGCAAAUUUUGGUUAA
Messenger RNA from Lathyrus oleraceus (garden pea), 399 nucleotides. RefSeq lists its product as uncharacterized. Gene Ontology annotation, molecular function: zinc ion binding; nucleic acid binding. Lineage: Eukaryota; Viridiplantae; Streptophyta; Magnoliopsida; Fabales; Fabaceae. The record is from RefSeq and is a predicted model, not a curated record. The transcript has a single exon. Bases 1 to 399 code for a protein of 132 amino acids.